Closterium sp. NIES-65 is the source of this 1341-nucleotide messenger RNA. NCBI's taxonomy places the organism in Eukaryota, Viridiplantae, Streptophyta, Zygnematophyceae, Desmidiales, Closteriaceae. The record is from the annotation of a GenBank genome assembly.
AUGUUCAGCCGACGGGAGGAGGAACGGCUGCGAUGCGACCCAUCACGUGAACGAGUGCGAUCCUUGGAGCAAUCGCCGCGCCGGCCGGCCUUCCGCGCCGAUCAAAUCCCUCUCGCACGGGACCGUCGAGAAGAAGGAUCGACGAGCGUGGGAGCAGGCGACGCCGAGCACGUCGGGGGCGCGGAUAGAGACGCGUGGCUACGAGAGAGAGAGAGAGAGAGAGAGAGAGAGAGAGAGAGAGAGAGAGAGAGAGAGAGAGAGAGAGAGAGAGAGAGAGAGAGAGAGAGAGAGCGCGGAACUGGCGAGGAUCGUGGAAACCGCCGCGACGCAGGAGUGUUCCGCUCUCCGGACAAUCGAGAACGUCGUCGGGAUGAGAGAGGUCGUUGGCGAGGUUUUGGGGAACUUCCCUGGGGACGAGGAGGAGACAUAGGCGGCGAUGACCGAGUGGGGAUCCCGCAAGAGAACGCGGCACUGGAAGUGGCAGGGGGGCAAUGUGCGGAAGAAGAUGAGGAGAACCAAGGGCUGCAGGUUGAGGAGGGCGGUGAAGGAAAUGACGGCGACGACCAGGCAGCAGGAGCGGGUGAGGCUGAACCCGCGCAGGCUAAUGAGAGCGCUGGCGCAAGCCAGGCGGCAGACGUAGAAUCGGGGGCCGCGCUGCAGGAAUCGUACCGCCGAGGCAUCAGCCGUGGAGAAGAGCAGCGCGCGGAGGGCUCACUUCGCCAGGAGCGAGUGACACCAGACGAGGGCGUUCAAGAUGCACUGGUGCAGCCACAUGGCAAGGGGAAGGCGGAGCGGUCUCGCACGCAGGAGAAGGAUCCGCACCAUGGAGAAUGGCGCGACAACAGCGUACGCGCGGUGGCAGAUGGAACGAUUAGUCGCGCUCACCUGAGCCGCACGGGCGCCAGGAAGGAAGGCACGGGGAGGAGCGGUGGUCAAAGGAGCGCUGCGGUCAGCAGCAAGGGAAGCGCAGCAGCGUGGGGCGUUCGCCGGGUCGGCCGAGGCAGAGAGAGGAGAGGGAUAGCAGCGAGUCCCGCUCGCCCGAGUGGCGCCGCCAGCGGAGGGAGAAAUACGGAAGGGAAAGGCACUCGCCCGAGUGCCACCAACAGCGCAGCAGGAGGGAAGGCAUCUGGUCACAGUCGCCGGAGAGGCGGCAGCAGCGCAACACCAGAAGGUGGGAAGGGCGGAGGAUGCACGACCCACCCACACAGCAAUGCGGACGUGCGGAAGAAUAGGGAGGGCCGAGGGAAAGGCGCCGCGAGGCGGAAGGGAUUCGCCAAGAGAGGGUCUGCAAAGGGCAAGGGAGAGAGGAGCGGAGAAACGUCGGCCAAGAGGAGCCAGUGA